Penicillium coprophilum is the source of this 1353-nucleotide messenger RNA. RefSeq names its product carbamoyl-phosphate synthase (glutamine-hydrolyzing) CPA1 (gene cpa1). Bases 1 to 1353 code for a protein of 450 amino acids. Gene Ontology annotation, biological process: 'de novo' pyrimidine nucleobase biosynthetic process; L-glutamine metabolic process; L-arginine biosynthetic process. Gene Ontology annotation, cellular component: cytoplasm; carbamoyl-phosphate synthase complex. Gene Ontology annotation, molecular function: carbamoyl-phosphate synthase (glutamine-hydrolyzing) activity. The transcript has a single exon. Lineage: Eukaryota; Fungi; Ascomycota; Eurotiomycetes; Eurotiales; Aspergillaceae. The record is from RefSeq and is a predicted model, not a curated record.
AUGAUCUCCAACCUCUUCAAAGCGAUGCCUCCUCGGGCCGCCUUCGCCUCCAUGAAGCGACCUGUUCAGGCUCGCUUCAUGGCCACUGUGCGUCAGCGUGCCGCUAUGGAACCUGCUACCUUCACCAUCCGUGAUGGUCCAAUGUUCUCUGGCAAGUCUUUCGGUGCCCGCUCCAACAUUUCUGGCGAGGCUGUCUUCACUACCUCCCUGGUUGGAUACCCCGAAUCCUUGACCGAUCCUUCAUACCGUGGCCAGAUCCUGGUUUUCACCCAGCCUCUGAUCGGCAACUACGGUGUUCCUUCCGCUGAGAAAGAUCCCAAUGGACUUUUGAAGUACUUCGAGUCCCCCAAUCUCCAGGCAGCUGGUGUUGUUGUCGCCGAUGUCGCCGAACAAUACAGUCACUGGACCGCUGUCCAGAGCCUGGGCGAGUGGUGUGCUCGUGAAGGUGUUCCUGCCAUCUCUGGUGUCGAUACUCGUGCUAUUGUCACCUAUUUGCGUGAGCAAGGCUCUUCUCUCGCCCGUAUCACUGUUGGCGAAGAGUACGACGCCAACGAGGAUGAGGCUUUCACUGACCCUGAGCAAAUCCACUUGGUGCGCCAGGUCAGCACCAAGCAGCCCUUCCACAUUGCUGCUGCUGAUCCUAACUCCCACGUUGCUGUCAUCGACUGUGGUGUGAAGGAGAACAUUCUCCGCAGCUUGGUCGGCCGUGGUUCCAGCAUCACUGUCUUCCCCUUCGACUACCCCAUCCACAAGGUCGCCCACCACUUUGAUGGUGUCUUCAUCUCCAACGGCCCCGGUGACCCAACUCACUGCCAGGACACUGUCUACCACCUCAAGCGUUUGAUGGAGACCUCUCAGAUUCCUAUCUUCGGUAUCUGUCUGGGUCACCAGCUCCUGGCUCUGGCUGCUGGUGCCAGCACCAUCAAGCUGAAGUACGGAAACCGGGCUCACAACAUUCCCGCUCUUGACCUUAGCACCGGUCGCUGCCACAUCACUAGCCAGAACCACGGUUACGCCGUUGAUGCUUCGACCCUUCCCUCGGACUGGAAGCCUUACUUCAUCAAUCUGAACGACCAGAGCAACGAAGGCAUGAUCCACAAGUCUCGCCCUAUCUUCAGUACCCAGUUCCACCCUGAGGCCAAGGGAGGUCCUCUCGACUCAUCCUACCUCUUCGACAUCUACUUGGACUCUGUGCUCAAGUACAAGAACAACCAGGCUGGCCUUUUCCCCGAGCGGGACAGCCGUCCCAGCCCUAUGUUGGUUGACCUGCUCGCCAAGGAGCGUGUGGGUGUCCAACCCACCAUCGGCCAGCAGAACGUGAUUGCCGCUGCUGCCCUUGCCGCUGCUGCUUAA